Lactuca saligna is the source of this 977-nucleotide messenger RNA. The record is from the annotation of a GenBank genome assembly. Lineage: Eukaryota; Viridiplantae; Streptophyta; Magnoliopsida; Asterales; Asteraceae.
CAAACAUUAUAAAUAUGUAAUACACAAUUUAUUUAUUUUCUAAAAAAAAAACCAAACACCUGUAGAAAAAAUUUAAAGGUAUGCAAUUGAAAUCGAGUCGGGAGGCGUGAAAGGGAAUCUGUUGUCCGAAUUGUUCAUGUUCUUUUAGCUUGCACGAUCGAUGAUGAAGCACAUGAAGCCGCUGAGUCUGUACCAGAAGUUGCUGAAAACGCCUGCUGGAGAACGAGGGCGGUUGCUUGGUUUAGAUGUCGGUGAUAAGUAUGUUGGCCUCGCGGUUUCAGAUGUUAACAAUAAAGUUGCUUCACCUUUAAGUGUCCUGGUUAGGAAGAAAAGCAAUAUCGGUUUGAUGGCUAUUGAUUUUGAAUUUCUGAUAUCAAAACUGUCUUUGUCGGCUUUUAUUGUUGGGUGCCCAUAUGACAGACAAAGAAACUGUCCAGAAGCUACCCAAGUGAAAGUAUUUAUUGACAGCCUUUGUAAAACGGGGAAACUUGAAGGUGUUGGAUAUACAUUUUGGGACGAGUGCUUCACAUCAAAGAAUGUGGAUCUAUUGUUGGAGCCAUUGAAAUUCUCCACAGUGGAAGCAAAAACAAUAAAUGACAAAUUUGCGGCUGUUGGAAUACUGCAGGGAUAUCUGGAUUAUGUUAACAGGAAUGUGGAGACAGAGCAAAGCCAAUAAAGAUCCCUCCUUGUUCUAGACCAUCACUAUGAUGAUUCAAAUAUUAAAUUACAAAUCCUACAAUUUGGGUUGCAUUUCAACUUUGAAAUGUAAUGUCAAUAGAGGAGUUAUAAUUUAGAUCAUACCAGUAGCUUAGUUUGGCCUGAUUAUUGUAUUCCUUCUUCAACAAUUAUGUAUGUAAUAAUAGAUUCUUAUAGAUAGAUAUCUCAAAGACAUAUUAUGGAAGGUCUUAUUUAAUUUGUGUAUCAAGUUUUAUUGUGGGUCCUUUUUUGUAUUUUGACAAGGGAAUGGUUAAACACCC